AUGAUUCUUGUAGAUUAUGAAGAAGAGAGUGGUUAUCGUGAAGCGAGGCCACAUUUUGCCAAAAGGCAAAGGCUGCCACCCGUUGUCAUGCUUUGUAAGGACAUGAUGCCUGAUAUCAGGACCAUGGGUGAAUCGGCCAAGGCUUUUCCAGAAGAUAUCAAGUUCCUAAGUGAGGCCAUUGUUCAUGAAUUCGGUAAUGACGAGUAUUUCAACAACGCACUUUUGAAAACUUUCAGAGCAGUUAUCUUGGAACAACCUCAUAAGCAACCAGGUAUUGCUCUUUUAACCAUGGUGCUAAAUUCAGCUAAACCAGAAAUUGGUAAAAGUAUUUUGAAUUAUUUCUUUGACCAAAUUCAAGAGUUACUUAAUUCAAGUCAUGACCCCGACUACCAAACCAAAUCUCAUGAUAUUGGACCAUGGGAUAAAAUUAAGUUAGUACUCAGAUUUAUCUCCAUUCUAUCGCCAAUGGUGGUACCAGAUGAUUUGCUUGACUUGUACAAGAAAUUAUUGCAGUUUACCGUCGAUUUAAACAAUUCCACGGAGAAAAGAUCCCCACUUUCUGAAGCCAUCUAUACCAACACCUUGUUGAACGUUCCAUAUUUGUUCUACUUCAACUCGGAUAAUCGUGAAUCGUUAAAAACUUUAGUUGAGGAGUUACUCACUUUUGUCGAAAACGAAUAUAACAUUAAAGAUACUGAUAUUCAAUUGCUCAAAGCAUACAAUAAGAACCCACCAUAUGAACCAGUUCAUUGGGUUACUGCUGUCUUGCCAAAUGUCAAGAACGCAUUGGCAAACGAUAUGCAACAACUAGGCGAGCUUUUCCUGAAUUAUGACACCUUAUUGACCCAACAAAUAGCAAUUCAUUCUUUUAAUGAGCCGUUGAAUCUACCAACUUUAGAACAAAUUAUUCCAUUUUCAGGUUUAGACAAAGGCUUCGGUUCAGUCGAUAGUCUAUGGAAAACUCCAAGAUAUUCAUUCGAGGUUUACUUACCGAACAGUGUGGGUCCAUUUUCUACCGUGAUACCAACUACCACCUUCACAGGUAUGUUAUUUCAAGAUAUUCUUCUUGAUAUAAUCGAAAGUAUGGAGUUCAAUAGACUUGAAGUUGCGAGACAAUUAGUAACGAUUGAUCUUUUCUUCACUGCGGGUAUUUUCACUGAACCGGGCCUUCCUGUCGCCCAACUCUUGGAACAAUUUGAAGAAAACCCAGCAAGAAGUACUUUCAAAAUCGAAGAUUUAGCCGUUGGUGCCAUCUUAGAAUUAACUUUUAAAUUACCUACUGUUUCUCAAUCUUUUGCCUAUUUCUAUUCUCUUUUGGUAGAAAUUUGCAAGAACUCGCCAAAAGCUAUUGCUCCUGUUUUCGGUAGAGCUUUCAGAUAUUUCUAUAACAAUUUGGAUAAACUAGACUUCGAGUUAAAAGCUAGGUUCCUAGAUUGGUUCUCAAUUCAAAUGAGUAACUUCAAUUUCUCAUGGAAAUGGAAUGAGUGGGAAGUUGAUUCCAUUCAGUGGAAUAGAACUAUUUACAAUCCAAGAAUGAUAUUCAUUAAGAAUUUGAUCAGAAAGGAAUUAAGAUUAACGUCCAAUUCUGCUGAUGUUGAAGAAAGUGUUACUGAUGAAUUCCAAAAAUUCAUGGAUCCAUCUUUCAUCAAGAGAGAAGAUCUUGUUAACUAUUACUCCUCUCUUUUCAAAGAUUUCCAAUUGGAUGAAGGCGAUCUUCGUAACAAUGAGCUAUAUUUCAGAUCUCCAUCUUUCCCAUUCCAUGAAAACGUAACUCAACUUUUGGAUUUCUUCCACAAGCAACCUGACACCAGAUCUGUUGCAGAGUUGGAGGGUAUUCUCAAGGACAUUGCUGUAAACCAUGGGUCAAUUAUUGAAGAUUUCAAUAGAUUUACUGUGACUCUUCUGAUUCAAACCAUUGUUUUCUGUGGUAGUAGAUCUCUCUCCCAUGCAAACAAAUAUAUUGAUGAUUCGAGAGAAGAGUUGAAAGCAAUUAUGGCACAGGUAGAGGUGUCGCCGCAAAUUAAAGAUCAAUGGAUUUGUGAGGCGGUUGUCAGAUACUGGAAUAGUAACUCUCAAACUGGUUACUUGAUUUUGGACUCUUUGAGAUAUAAUGGUCUAAUUUCAAAUGAAUCAGUUUUAAACUUUUCUUUGACCGAACAGUGUGGAGUAAACAUGAGUCUCGUCGACUCUACUUCUAUUGAGUCUAUUUUCAGAAUUUUGAAUGAGCUGGCUAUGGCUGCUGACAAAGAUGUUGGUUCUUUUGAGUAUGUCUUCAACAGGUUGGUGGGUGCUGCUAACGAGGUAUUGUCGCAAUUGAACACUAUUGAUCCAAUUGUUGUUCCAGAUCUUGAUCAAGACAUUCAGGCAACAGACGAAGAGUUACCAUCAUUAGACCUUGCGUGGAAAUACGAAGCAAUUAUGGGUUUCUUAAAGAGUGUGCUCAGAAAAUACUCGGAUGAGUUUAGCGUUCUGACGGAAAAGUUCAUCAAUGAUGUAUUACAAGGCGUGCCACAUGAACCCACCAAGCAACAAUUGAACAGAUGGAUUUCGGAAGUUUCAGAAUUAUGA
This is a messenger RNA of Kluyveromyces lactis, 2568 nucleotides long. RefSeq names its product Sto1p (gene STO1). The transcript has a single exon. Gene Ontology annotation, cellular component: nucleus; nuclear cap binding complex. Gene Ontology annotation, molecular function: RNA cap binding; protein binding; mRNA binding. NCBI's taxonomy places the organism in Eukaryota, Fungi, Ascomycota, Saccharomycetes, Saccharomycetales, Saccharomycetaceae. Gene Ontology annotation, biological process: nuclear-transcribed mRNA catabolic process, nonsense-mediated decay; mRNA export from nucleus. Bases 1 to 2568 code for a protein of 855 amino acids. The record is from RefSeq and is a predicted model, not a curated record.